AUGUGUUACCCUUUCAAGCCCGACGACUGCCGACGUCUAGGCUUCUCAUCUUCGUCUCACACAUCUGUUACCUGUGAUCUGAGGAAGAAGAUUCCAAGAAUUUGCCAUUUUUCUAGGCUUCUCCUAAUCGGCGACAGUGGUGUUGGUAAGAGUUGUCUCCUUUUACGAUUUUCAGAUGGUUCCUUCACCACUAGUUUCAUAACAACUAUAGGUAUUGAUUUUAAGAUAAGAACCAUUGAACUUGAUGGAAAACGAAUCAAACUUCAAAUCUGGGACACCGCUGGUCAAGAACGAUUCAGAACAAUCACAACCGCUUAUUAUCGUGGAGCCAUGGGUAUUCUGUUGGUGUAUGAUGUAACUGAUGAAUCAUCAUUUAACAACAUCAGGAAUUGGAUCCGUAACAUAGAACAACAUGCAUCUGAUAAUGUAAACAAGAUACUGGUUGGAAACAAGGCUGACAUGGAUGAAAGCAAAAGGGCUGUUCCUACCUCAAAGGGUCAGGCACUUGCAGACGAGUAUGGCAUUAAGUUCUUUGAGACUAGUGCAAAAACGAAUAUGAAUGUGGAGGAAGUGUUUUUCUCUAUAGCUAGGGAUAUAAAGCAAAGACUUGCUGAAACUGAUACAAAGGCUGAGCCACAGACAAUUAAGAUUAAUCAACAAGGGCAAGGUGCAGGGUCUUCUGAAAGUGCUAAAAAAUCAGGGUGUUGUGGAUCCUAAUAAUUGAAAAAAGGUUAGCCACAUUGACAAAAGAAGAAUGUGGAUAGGGGGAUUCUAUACUAAUCUUGCUAUGACAACAUUAAGGUUGAUUGUAUUUUUGUCAGCAUUCUAAAAUUUUAUUUACUAAGUUGUGUUUCAAAAGCUGGUUCCUAUUGUGAGAAAUCAAUCAAAUCAUGUUAUGUCAUUUUUUUAAUGUUCAUGUAUUGUUUCUUACGUGGUAGGUCCUUGUGGUUUCAUUUUGUUACAAAAGUGAUUUAUUAUCAUUUUUUUUAUUUCUCUUUUAUUUAACUUCAUUUAAAAAAAAUAGAAAUUUAAAUUAAAACCCAUUACAUCUACCCACCAACCCCACCUGUUUUUCUCUCCCUUCUUCCAUUGUCCAUCACCAAUUCACCACCACGAGCCACUGUCCACCACCAUGAUCACUAACUACUGGUUGUUGUCGAAUGUGA
Molecule: messenger RNA, 1166 nt
Organism: Lactuca saligna
Lineage: Eukaryota; Viridiplantae; Streptophyta; Magnoliopsida; Asterales; Asteraceae
Source: the annotation of a GenBank genome assembly